Molecule: messenger RNA, 2257 nt
Organism: Esox lucius (northern pike)
Lineage: Eukaryota; Metazoa; Chordata; Actinopteri; Esociformes; Esocidae
Product: DNA transposase THAP9
Exons: 8
Coding region: 509-2041 (510 amino acids)
Source: RefSeq, a predicted model, not a curated record
UACUUUAAUCAAGCAAGUCCUGAGAAUUGUGACUCGAGUCAAACUUUAUUUUAGCUGGUAGCAACAAGAAGCACAACCACAUCUAGAAGAGCGGAAAAACAACCUGCCAAUGGACUUGUCUCAGGAUGUACCUCAACCUGAUGUUGUGAGUGUUUGCAAAUGGAAUGUCAAACAAAUGAGACCAGCCUAUUUCUUGUUUUGAACAAAUGAGGGCAUCAUGUGGGUUGUUAUAUUGACUCCUUUAUCUUGGUGGUACCUAGAAAGGUAUAUGAUGGUGUUAGUAGUCUAAGAGCCCAAUAUUAUUUGAGGUGGUACUCUGUGUAAAAAGUUUGAGAACUACUGGCUAUCUCACUUGCUCUGUCGCUCAUACACUUAAAUGAAUAAACGUGUGAACAUUGAAACUUAACCCAGGGGUAGGCAACCUUUACAAUCAAAAGAGCCAAUUUUGUCCAGAGCCACAAAACAUAUUUUUGCUUUAUAAGUGGACAAGCCUUUACAAUUUUCUUGUAUGCUGUUGUGUUUUCUAUUGGAGGACCUUAACUUGUAUUUAGCCUAUAAUUUAUAUAUUUGUAUAUUUUGGCAAAACAACAGGGAGCCACUGGAGAGUUUGAGCCGCAAGCGGCAGGCCACUGACCACUUGUAUUCAUUGCCUGCUUGCCCUAAGGCAAUAAAGGCCAAACUUGAAAAAGCCUCAGCAAGAGUGAGGAAACUGCAGCGGGAGAAGAGUAAUUCCUUGAGGAGAGAAAAGAGGGCCAAGAUGAACAUGCAGGCUCUUCUGGAGGAACUGAAGGAGAAAAAUCUCAUCAACGAAGAGCUGAAAGACAACCUUGAAUGCUACUUGGAUCUUCUGGUUCAUCUCCUGUCGAGGCAGGGCAUAGAGUACACCAAGGCCCAGAGAGAUUUUGCCCUUACGCUCCAUCUGCAUGGUCCAAAGGCAUAUCAAUACCUGAGAGAGACCCUGCAUAUUCACCUGCCACAUCCCAGUUCAUUGCAAAGGUGGCUGAGCUCUCUUGAUGCCAGACCUGGUCUCAAUAAAAUGAUGUUGGACAUGCUGGAAAGACGGCGUCAGGAAGAUGAGGUCAAGUACGGAUGUGUCACUCUGAUGCUGGAUGCAAUGUCCAUCAAAAAUCACGUCCAGUAUGAUCCUCAGACACAAACAAUGUUUGGAUAUGUGGACAUGGGGGAUCGAUUGAAUGAGACUGACGUGGCUUCUGAUGUUCAUGUGUUUAUGGUGGUUGGGCUUCAAGGUUAUUGGAAGGCUCCAAUUGUGUAUUAUUUGACCAGGUCCCUCACACCACAAUCACAGACAGCCUUAGUAGAGCAUGCAUUAGAAGAGCUUCAUCGUCGUCAGAUAAGAGUGGUGUGCAUGACAAUGGAUGGUCAUGCAUCAAAUGUCAGUAUGUGCACUCAACUUGGGUGCAAUCUAAAAGCAGACCCCUGUGAGCCCUUGAAGACCCAUUUCCCACAUCCAGUAACCCGUGAAGAUGUUUUUGUUAUGAUGGACGCUUGCCACAUGCUGAAACUGACACGCAAUAUGUUGCAGGCAUACAGCCCAAUUAGAAGCAUAACGGGCAGUAUCAAUUGGAAGUACAUAGUUCAUCUGAACAAUGUCCAAAAGAAAAGUGGACUACAUGCAGCCAACAGAGUCACAGAUAAGCAUGUGAACUUUGCUAAUCAGAAGAUGAAGGUCUCCCUGGCCGAUCAGACUUUGAGUAGCUCUGUGGCAGUGGCGCUCCGCACGUUGCAGGAGUUGGGCUAUGCAGAGUUCAAGGAUUGUGAGGCUACUUCGGAAUUCAUUAAGAUAACAGACAUCUUGAACAGUCGCAAUCCCAGAGCCAAAGGGUUCAAAACCCCCCUUGGUUUUAGGAAUUGGACAAGCACCAGGGAGUUCUUGUCAAAAGCCAGGGGAUACUUGCUCACUUUGAAGAUGGAAGAUGGCAAACCCCUUUACCGAACAAAGAGGUUCCUCUCUGUCCUGGGCUUCAUCAUAAACAUUGACACGUUGAUGUCGAUGGUUCCUGUGCUGCUUGAAAGACAGUGAUAUGUCCUGACUUACAGGUUCAGCCAGGACCACUUGGAGCUUCUCUUCAACUCCAUCAGAGCAUCUGGUGGCUGGAAUAACAACCCUAAUGCCAGCCAGUUCAAGUACAUCUUUAGGCAGCUGAUGGCCCGGUGUGGGGUUAUUAAACCAUGCAGAGGCAAUGUGACGGCACAGGGUGACACAGAGUCCCUACCAGCUGUCAUCGACACCUCUACA